Molecule: messenger RNA, 1405 nt
Organism: Marmota flaviventris (yellow-bellied marmot)
Lineage: Eukaryota; Metazoa; Chordata; Mammalia; Rodentia; Sciuridae
Source: RefSeq, a predicted model, not a curated record
UGUGGUGACGGUGGCCGAGGUGUCAAGCGGAUCUGAAGAGUGGCGGGAUUCCCUUUUCUUCCUUCGUGGUUUCCUGGCUGGGAAGAGCUCUCAGGCGCCUGACCUACCGCAAAGGUGUUUCCUGAUCCUCGGGUGCAGUGUCGGCCCCAGCAUCAAGAGCUUACCCUCGGGGCCGAAUGAGCAGUGGACCAUGCCCCUCCUAACCCAACAGAUCCAAGAUGAGAAUGAGAACAGCUUAGUGGCCAGCCUUGACAACGUCAGGAAUCUCUCUACUAUCUUGAAAGCUAUUCAUUUCAAAGACUUUGCCACAUGUUUCGCUACUAAAAAUGGAAUCAAGGUUACAGUGGAAAAUGCAAAGUGUGUGCAAGCAAAUGCUUUUAUUCAGGCUGAAAUAUUUCAAGAGUUUGUGGUUCAGGAAGAGUCUAUUACUUUUCGAAUUAAUUUAACAGUCCUUUUGGACUGCUUAUCUAUUUUUGGAUCAAGUCCUAUGCCAGGGACUUUAACUGCACUUCGAAUGUGUUACCAAGGCUAUGGUCACCCUUUGAUGUUAUUUCUGGAAGAGGGAGGAGUGGUAACGGUCUGCAAAAUCAAUACUCAGGAGCCCGAGGAGACUCUUGAUUUUGAUUUCUGUAGCACCAAUGUUAUUAAUAAAAUUAUUCUGCAGUCAGAAGGGCUCCGUGAAGCAUUUUCUGAAUUGGAUAUGACAAGUGAGGUCCUCCAAAUCACCAUGUCUCCUGAUAAGCCAUAUUUCAGGUUAUCUACUUUUGGAAAUGCAGGAAGCUCCCACCUUGAUUAUCCCAAAGAUUCUGAUUUGAUGGAAGCAUUUCAUUGUAAUCAGACCCAGGUUAACAGAUACAAGAUUUCUUUACUGAAACCCUCUACCAAGGCAUUAGUUUUAUCUUGUAAGGUAUCUAUUCGGACAGAUAACCGGGGAUUCCUCUCAUUACAGUACAUGAUUAGAAAUGAAGAUGGACAAAUAUGUUUUGUAGAAUAUUACUGUUGCCCUGAUGAAGAAGUUCCUGAAUCUUGAAUAUAAAAAUUCAGUAGGUUUAUGUGUAUAUUUAAGAAAGAUUAUGUUCUCAUUUUGAGUACAAUACUCAUGAUUUCUUGUUGGAUUUUCUAUAGGUCUCUGUAGGCUAACAAUUGUUAUGUAUUUCAUAAAUAAAUGUUUUCAUGUAGACAUAGACUAUCCAGCUUUUUGGACUAUCCUGUGGUUCUAUCUUUUGAACUCAUGGGAAUAAUUGUGAGUCAAGGUGAAUAAGUUAUGAUCUGUUCUGUUUAAGUAGAAUGCUUAGUAGACUUAAGGUUUUAUUUUAAUGAAGUUACAUUAACAAGGUUCCCCCAGGAAAUCCUGAUGAGUGCCAAAAUUUGAAAACCACUGUUUUGAAGGAUUCUUAAAAAAAAA